Echinococcus granulosus is the source of this 621-nucleotide messenger RNA. RefSeq lists its product as hypothetical. The transcript is spliced from 5 exons. The coding region runs from base 1 to 621 and encodes 206 amino acids. The record is from RefSeq and is a predicted model, not a curated record. Lineage: Eukaryota; Metazoa; Platyhelminthes; Cestoda; Cyclophyllidea; Taeniidae.
AUGCAAAUUAAUUGCUCAUCAAAGAAGGGAAUUUAUAGCUUUGGCAAUCGAAAAAACCAGAAUCAAGACUAUUUUGUUUUCGAUUUCAUUCUUCAAAAUAAACCAUUCUUAAAGUACAAUUAUUUCAACAGAUUACUUAUCUCAAAAUAUCAAGUAUUUUUUAAAAAUCCUUCUGAAAAACCAACAAAUGGUCCAGGAAUUCGGCAUUUAAAGCCAAGUAAUAUUGUUUGUCCCCUCAAUUAUUUACUUCUUGGUGGAGGAAAUUCUAUUUGUCUCUGGAUUUGGAAAUCUAAAGCUUUUACAAACAAUUUUUGUUCUUUCGGUUCUAGCCUUUUCAUAUCAUUGACUACGAAUAUAGAAAGCAAAAUUCAGGAAAUUCAUCAGCAAGCUCUCAAGCGCCAGCUACCUACAACAGUUGCUAGCUUUCUAUACCAAACAAAAGUUUCAUUUACACAACCGAAAGCAACCUUCGAAGUUGUAGUAGGAGGUAGACGGCAUUCAGCAACAUAUCCCGGCGUCCCAAGCAGUCAUGAAGGUACCUUAAUGAAGGCAAAUGCUAAAGCCAAUCUGUUUACCUUCAAACUAAUGACCCAUCAACAGCCCAGCUUAGAGAUUGCUUAA